This is a messenger RNA of Ustilaginoidea virens, 2364 nucleotides long. RefSeq lists its product as uncharacterized. Gene Ontology annotation, cellular component: Mre11 complex. The record is from RefSeq and is a predicted model, not a curated record. The transcript is spliced from 4 exons. NCBI's taxonomy places the organism in Eukaryota, Fungi, Ascomycota, Sordariomycetes, Hypocreales, Clavicipitaceae. Gene Ontology annotation, molecular function: protein binding; damaged DNA binding. The coding region runs from base 1 to 2364 and encodes 787 amino acids. Gene Ontology annotation, biological process: mitotic G2 DNA damage checkpoint signaling; double-strand break repair via homologous recombination.
AUGUGGCUCAUAGAAAGCAGCGAUGCUUUUAAUGGCCGGCGAAUGUGGCUUCGGCCAGGCAAAACCUAUCUCUUUGGUAGAACCGCCUCGGAGCCUGGCCAACUGGCUAUAUCUCAUACGACUAUUUCGCGAAAGCAUCUUACCAUUACCGUUGCUCCCGUCCAGGAUGGACAUGCGCACCACUUGACGAGCCGGUCCACGAUAACCGUCGAGGAUCUGGCUACCAAAAUAGGCACGGUUGUCAAUGGAAAGAAGUUGAGAGGCAGCAAGUAUGUUGCCAGUGGCGAAGAGCUGGAAGUCACCAUGGGUAAAUGUCCAAGCAAAUUUUGGAUCAAAUGGUUUCCAGUCGUUUGCACUUUUUCCUUUACGAGUAAAGAGUUGCAGACCGAUCCACUCACCUCUCUGCGGCAACAGUUCGAACAACUAGAUAUCAAGCUCCUGACGGAUUACAGCAUCGAGCACACCACUCACGUGGUGUCGAGGAAGCGCAACACCGCAAAAGGACUCCAAGCCUUGAUCAACGCGAAAUUCGUCGUGACAGAGACUUUCCUAGAUGCAAUCGCGCAAGCAGCGCAGCCCGGAAACGGUGGUGAACCAUGCGACCUGGAGCAAGAUUUUGGGCAGUGCUGGCCAGACGCUCUGAAUCACCUGCCACCUCGAGGCGGCGAGCCGGUCCAACAUCCGGACUCCAUUUACGCGCCAGAUCCGGGAAGAAGCGAUGUGUUUGAAGGAUACACAUUCAUCUUCUACGACAGCACUCAGUAUGGCAACUUGGUGGCACCAAUCACGAAUGGCGGAGGGAAAGCCAUGCUUUGCAGCGUCAUGCCUGGCAAAACCCAGGUAGAUGAGCUUGUGCGCUAUGCAAAAGAGGUGGCGGGAGAAAAGGGUCUGGGAUCCUUUGACGACGGAAGCGAAGGCAAGGGCGUUGUGCUUGUCAGAUACCUGCCAGCCAAAGGCGACAACAUUGGUUGGUAUGCCGAGUUUGUCACGUCGGUAUCGCUGCGUCUCGACCAUAGGCCCAUAGAACAGAACGAGUUCUUGGAGGCAGUACUGACAAAAGACGCCAGCAAACUGCGACGGGCUCUCGAAGUGGAACCCAUCACAGGAAGCCAGGAUGACGAAGCGGGUGCUGCGUUGCCGGCUGAGACAUCGCCAGCCACAGCACAGCCGGAGCCAGCAGCUGUGGACCGACAGCAAGCAAGCCGGAACAGGACGAGACGGACAGCGAAACGGAGAUUUGUGGGCUUCGAUGAUGAUGUUGAUGAUGGUGAUGCAGACGUCAGCAUGGUCGAACCGGGACCAUCCUCAACGCAACAAGACCCGGCGCCGGGUCAGUUGCAUGAUGAUGAAGGCGGCUUGUUCGUCUCUCAAGAGCCCGAUGCACCACUAUCGCAACCGGCCCCGGAAUCGGCUAAUGGGUCACCAAGGAAAAGACGGGCGCCCGCCGAGGAUAGUCUCAUGGAGGGCAUGGCCCCGGCAGCUGCUAAAUUCAAGCGGCAGCGUUUGGAAAGAGGGGGGGAAUUCGCCCCCCCCUCGCCGGAGCCCUCCUCGCAGCCUAUCGAGGGCCCGGCCAGGGUGAAGAGGGCGAAGAUGGAUGUACUAGCCAUGGCCGCUCGGCAUCGCGAGGAAGAAGAAGCACGAGCACGAGCCGAACGAGAAGACCUGGCCAACCUCCCGGACGAUAUCGACCUCGCAGAAAUCCGCCGCCUGAACAUUGUGGAGGAUUUUGAAGUUGGCGUCCCGGACCGCGGGGCAAGAACUAGGGAGCGAGACAUUGCUGACGGCAGAUGGAAUCCAAAGUGGAAUGGGGUGAAGAACUUUAAAAAGUUCCGAAAACGAGGCCAACUAGUCGGCAGACAGCCAGUCAGAACAAUCAUUGCGCUACAAGAGGUCAAAACCAAGGAGUUUGGCAUAGGGGAUAAUUACUGGCUGGAAGACGGGGAGGCCGAACGAAAGAAGUCUGUUGUCGCAAAUUCCCGCGCAGGACGCGGCGGCGCUCAAACAGCAGCGGGAUCCGCUGGCACAGAAUCACCACCAAAGACGGCUGCUACUCAUGUCGUUAUUUCAGAAAGCGAGAGGGAAGGAGAAGACGUGGCGUCUGAUGGCACGCACGCCGAAAGACUGACCGGUCCUGCUGCAACAAGCAGCACCAAGAUAACAGCCACCCCGUCUCAAGUGCGCUCCGCGGCAUCGUCUGCCCGAAACGCGAGGACGACGCAAGAGAAACGACCGGCGCCGGCCGCCUCUCCUGCAAGCACGAACCAAAGAGCGAAGAGAUUAAAGCCAAGUCUCCGACCUGCCGAGGUUGCAGAUAGCGACGAGAGCGAAGACGAUCUCAAGUUCAAAUUUGGAAAGCGGCGAUGA